This is a messenger RNA of Colletotrichum destructivum, 2513 nucleotides long. Its product is annotated as Putative leucine-rich repeat domain superfamily. Lineage: Eukaryota; Fungi; Ascomycota; Sordariomycetes; Glomerellales; Glomerellaceae. The record is from RefSeq and is a predicted model, not a curated record. Bases 1178 to 2470 code for a protein of 430 amino acids. The transcript is spliced from 2 exons.
CCCAGCAGGCUGCUGCACAGCGCUCCAACCUCAUCCGUAUUCGUAUACCUACCACCUAACGUACCUAGGUAGGUAGGUAUUAAUCUGAUCUAGGUACGAAUAAAGGUUGUGCUGAGCUGAACAGACAAUGUGAUUUAGGCUACAAAUCAUUCAGACUCAACACCUUCCUGAUCUGGACUGCUGCCUGAGAGCCACCCAGCCUUUUUAAAACCAGUUGAUCGCUUUCUUACUUCAUCCUUCUCACGCACUUCACCUCACCUCUUGAUGUUUUUUUCAACCUCCACGAAACAUCUCUCCGGCUUGGCACGGGCUGUUAGUGUCAUGCUAAGGAGGGGCCCCAGUUCCCGCGGUUUGCCGCCGCGCGCUGGGGCAGAUUAGCUAUACGCUAAUCAAACCCUUAACAACGCACAUUUUCCCCUCGAUUCGAGCCGACGAUUAUUCAACCUAACGAGCCGCCGCCGACUUGACAUCGCCUUCCGCAGGCUAGAUGAAGUCUUCCUGGUAGGGCAGGAAGCAGAGGUUCCAUCUAGCCUCCCGAAGGAGCCGGGCGAACUUCAUUCCCGGCGCAAGCGGCACUUCCGGGCCCAAAUUGAACACCACCGAUCGACUUUUCGACUUCGCUCCCUCAACACCUUUUCCCCUCAAACGAUCGAAGACCCCCUCGAAAAGACAAACAGACACUAGGGUUGCUGUGUAUAGCCACGGUAAUACACGGCUGUGCUUGUUACAGAGCCUAACAGCAAACCCUACAACCUAUCCUCACGAGGUUUCGCCCCUUGUGGUUUCCCUCGUGGCGGUAUAACCUAUCACGAUAUGCUUCGGACGGCUACUGGGACGUUGUGUAAACCAGCAGCCUGCGGGCUCUGGGUCGAAGGAGAGGAAAUACCGGCGGAAUCGCGGUUUAGGGACGACCAGAGCACUGUCUCGGGCAAGCCAGCGGCACCCAGAGACAGCUCGAACACAUAGUUGCCUCUAGGCACGACUUGGAGGACGAUUUGGACUGUAUCUAGUGGUAGUUAUAGGCCUACGGCUCUCCACGCCACAUACCCUUCGGGAGGUCUGCCGCAAGGGCGGUUGCGCUCUUGCCGCCAUGGCGUAAAAUACAACAACAACAACAACAACAACCUCUUGAUGUUUCCUCUGUUCCACACACUACAGCUGUCCAACGACCAACGCAAUGUUCCCUCUCCUCCGACUUCCAGUCACAAUCAUACAAGAUGUUGUCGAGCUUCUCUGCCCUCAUUGUCACCCGAGCGCUCCAACCCGGCCAGAGGAGUCCUGGGGCCGCUUUUGCAAUAACGCAUGUUCCGUCGGCUCACUUGACCUCGAGAGGCGCACUGCGUUGGCGCAUCUCUGCAAGACUAACAAGUUGCUCAACGCCAUUGCGACGCCACUCUUGUACCAUUUCCCGCGGUACAACAGACAUAAUCUCUUUCCUUUUAUACGAACAAUGUUCCAAGGCCGACUGGAGCUUGCCCAAUAUGUCAAGUGUUUUCACAUUGGGGAGGAAGUGUUCUACAUUGAAGACUUUUCCGCUGAGGAAACCCAACUCUGCCGGGAUUUUGGAGUCCAGAUUGGCUUGCCCAUCACACAAACAGAGCCCGAUUCGACUACCCUAUUCUCGAGUCUCAUCCUGAGCAAGUGCACCGGUGUCGAAGAGCUCUGCAUGCUCUCCCCUUACGGCGAUCGCGACGACGUGCUCUUCCCUGACAUCGAUACACUCCCGAACGUAAAGAGUGUGCUUAUCUCGCAUCACGACACGGAGUUCGGCUUCAAUUUGCAAGAUCUGAACAACGUGUUCUCUGCAACGCCGAACGUGACGUCUCUGAGCGUUUUCGCCAUGGACGGCGCCGGGCUCGCUCUGAACCUAGCGAACCUCCGACGGCUCAGGGUCAUGCAAAGUAGGUUGGAAGCAGAAGACUUUGCGUUGUUAAUGGGGCAGUGUCCCGGACUGGAAUGGAUGAGCUACCAACUAGGUGACGUGAUGGUCUCGUACGAGGAGCCGGCCUCGCCUCGCGAAAUGCAGGACUCCAUCGUCAACCACACGCCUCGGCUGAGAUACCUCGAACUUAGCAUGCUGGAUAGAUCCGAAUAUCUCCAACACGACGAUUAUGACGAGACUCAAAUGCUCCAGACCUUGAAAGAACUGGGGCAGCUGGAAGUGCUCAAGCUUGACUUGGAGUAUCUCAUCGCCUCGCUGGACGACAUCCUACGACCCACUGCGCUGGUAGAAUUGCUCCCGACUUCGAUUCGCGAGGUUGAGAUCACGACCAUAGAAAGGAAGGAUCGGGAAGGGCUUUUGGAGGCGCUAGGAGAGGUGGCGAGAAGCUGCAAAACUGAUUUCCCACGACUGGAAUCAGUCAAAUGCGGCGCAAGUACGCUGGAUGAGGAUCAGAGACAGAAGGCAAUGGAUCACUUUGCGCCAUCAGGGGUCAGGUUCUCAAUGUUACCUCCCGGACCAUGGGAUUGAUUGACCGACAUGGUUGUGUUUUUCAGCUUUACGGGGCACGUUU